Vigna umbellata (rice bean) is the source of this 1859-nucleotide messenger RNA. NCBI's taxonomy places the organism in Eukaryota, Viridiplantae, Streptophyta, Magnoliopsida, Fabales, Fabaceae. The record is from RefSeq and is a predicted model, not a curated record.
GUGAAUUUAUCAAGCAUUGUGCUCUUUUUCUUUAAGAUUAUUCUCAUUCCCUUAGACAAAAUUUUGAUGCAGAUUUGUAGAUGUUUAUGUCAAAGAGGAGAGUUAGAGAUUUAUUUUGGUGAUUUGUAAGAUAAAUGUUUCCAGAAAUGUUAAUAUAAAGUAACUAGAAAUGUUUUGUGGAACUGUAUCUCAGUUUUAUCUUCUGUUUAACACCUGCAACAAAAAUGUUUUCAGCGACCCUUAUUUUGAUCAUUUUAAUGAUGCAGGUGGUGAGAAAUCUACUUGCAUCAUUCGAUGUUGUAAACUUAACAGAUGAUCAAGGGAACACAGCGUUACAUGUAGCAUCUUACGGGGGUCACUUAUCUGUGGUGGAGAUUCUGAUUCUUGCAUCUCCUUCGUUAGCAUUGUUAACCAACCACUAUGGAGAUACUUUUCUUCAUAUGGCAGUGGCUGGUUUAAGAAGUCCCGGUUUCCGUAGACUGGACAAACAUGCUGAACUCUUGAAGCAAUUGGUUUGUGGAAAGAUUGUGAACUUACAGAACAUCAUCAAUGUCAAGAACAAUGAUGGAAGAACGGUUCUUCAUGUGUCAGUGAUUGAUAAUGUUCAAUGCGAGCUAGUGGAACUGUUGAUGUCUGUGCCAUCAAUUGAUCUGAACAUUUGUGAUGCUGAUGGGAUGACCCCUUUGGAUCUUCUAAAACAAAGACCAAAAUCAGCAUCUUCUGAUAUUUUAAUCAAGAUGAUAAUUUCCUCUGGAGGGGUCUCUGAUGGUCGAAAUGCUAUAGCAGAAAAUGCACUUUGCACUCAUCACAAAGCUCAUGUCAUUGGAGGGAGUCCUGGCACUUCGUUUAGAAUACCAGAUGCUGAGAUAUUCCUGUACACUGGAAUUGAGAAUUCAUCAGAUGCUAAUUAUGAUCAAGCAAGUGUGGAAUCAUAUUCCCGUUCAAACGAACCAAGCAAUUCUGACUCCGAAAAUUCUCCACACACCAAGAAGUAUGAUAAUUCUGCUAAUCGUGCUGUAAGGCGUUCGAAGUUUCGUCUCAGGUGGCCUAAAAGAAAAGAGACAAAAGCAGCUGCAUCAGAAUUAGAAGAUGACGAUUCUCUUGAUCCUUUUAGUUCAAGUAGAAACUUGGAAGAUUUUCCAAUUCCAUUGCGGCAAAGAUACUCACAACCAUGCUCCCUCCCAAAGAACAAAAGAACAACUUCUCUUCCAAGUCCAACCUCCAAAGUGAAAUUCAGUGCUGGUCUGAUGCAAGGUGUGAUUGAAGCAAAACCACAUUUUUCUCAUUCAACUCCAAGUCCUUUCCGAGAAUUAUCUGUGGCUUCUCUUUCUUCCAUCAAGAAACAAAAGGGUACUGAUAUAAAGGGACCCUCUUGCUCUGAUCCACCAUUGGAGGACAGAGAACUUCUGUUGAACUACAAACAUUGUUCCCUCAAUAAAAAAUUGAUGAAUGGAUAUUUUUCCUUUGGGGCACAAGGCUUGGCUGUUGAAAAUUCCAAUAGCUGUGCAAAGUCAAACAGGAGUUACAAGCGUUUGAGUUCCAUAGUUGCCUGAGGAUUAUGAUCAGUUAAUUUUGGUCAGAAGAUGAAAAUAAAAUAUUACUAUUGAUCUUGUAAUGACAAGUUUGUAAAGAUUAGUGCAAAAAUAUGCACAUAGGUGGUAAUGAUAUCUGAAAUGUUUGGCGUACAGUACAAAAAUAACCACCACAUCCAUAGUUGGUGCUUGUUUGCUUCUUGUGGGACACAUGUUAUCUGUUCUGUAUCUUCUUACAGCAAUUUUUUUGUAAUCUGUUAUUGUACUCUUUUCAAGGUCUAACACAUUCAGAUUACAUGACUGACAAUAAAAUACAAGUGUAAUACU